AGACUGGUGAGAGCCGGGCCGGUCCCAGCCCUGCGCCGUGUGGGGAGCGCCUGGCAUCGCGUGCUGCGCUGGAUUUCUCCGGACAGUGGUGGGUCAGUACUGCGGCAGUGCUGGGGAGGAGGAGGAGGCGGUGGAUGGACGCUCCUGUUGGGGUGCUCUGUCCCUGGGGGUGAUGGGGACACACCGGGCUGCGGGUGCUCCUGAGCGUUUGACCUGGCACGUGGCCCCAGGCCAUGCUGGAGGGAUGAGGGGAUCCCGUGCUGCCGCCCUGAAGCCCUCCUGGCAGUGGGGCUGAAGCUGUCCAUGGAGCUGCUGGCAAGCGAGGAGCCGGGGCCUGGCCCCCAAUGCACACAGACAGCUGCUGAAAGCAACCCUGCUGGGCAGCAGGAUGAACCUGGGGGACUGGGGGGCCCUGAGGAGCCACCCCCACUCUGCAGUGAGACACGCAGCACAGCCUGCGGUCACGGGAGCCCGACGGUGGCUGAGGAUGUGGCAGAAUCGCCCCUACACGGCUGCCACGAGCCGCCUGGCCACAGUGCUGCCCUGGCAGAUGGACAGGGUCCCUCCACCGCAUCCAACCCUGUGCUGCCCCGUGGGGAGAGCCCGCUGCCCCCGGAGGGGUCACCCAGCCUGGAGAGCUCCUCCAGCUCCACCUUGAGCCUCUCAGCUGAGGGCAGUGAGAUGGCGAGCAGUGAGAGCACAGUGCCGGGGCUGUGCUGCGCGCCAGUGGGCAGUGAGGACGAGUGCCCCAUCUGCACGGAACCCUACGAUGACGAGCAGCACAAAGCAGCCCUGCUCAACUGCAACCACGGGCUGUGCCAUGCCUGCCUGCGUGCCAUCAUGGACACGGCCGACGGCGCCGAGUUUGGCCGUGUGCGCUGCCCCAUCUGCCGCCAGAAGACCCCGAUGCUGGAGUGGGAGAUCUGCAAGCUGCAGGAGGAGCUGCUGCUGCUGCAUGCUGAGCCUGGGCCGCCCACAGCCCUGACCGCCCCCCGGCCCCCUGCGCUACCGCCCCGCCGCCCGGGCCUGGCCGGUGCCCUGGAGCAUCACUUCCAGGUGCGCUUCCACACCAGCCGCAUGUUCGGCUGCCUGCCCUGCGUGCGUUACCCGCCCGGCCUCAUCCGUGCACUGGGGCGGCUGCGGGGCCGCUGCCGCUGCUGCUACCUCCUGCUGCUGGCCCUGCUGCUGGUGGCCGAGCUGCUCAGUUUGCUGCUCAUCUUCCUCCCCAUUGUCCUGAUGGUGCUGCUCUUCCUCAUCCUCGAUAAGUAGCUCUGGGGCUGUGUCCCUGGGGGCUGCAGUGCUGCCGGUGAGCCCUGAGCAGGUGAGGCGGCCCCAGAGCCAGGCAUCGCCCGUGUCCUGCGGGGCACAGCGUGCUGUGAUGCCAUGGCCACAAAGGGACGGGUGGAUGGGGGCAGGAGCUGGGCUCUGCCUGCCCGCACUGAGGACAUGUCCCCGGAGGGGCUCUGCUGGCAGAGCAGGACUGAGCUGUGUAUGGUUGGGACAGAUGGAUUGGGGUUUCCCCAGCACGGACUGAAAAUACAAAUUGUGUUUGCACCAUGA
Messenger RNA from Gallus gallus (chicken), 1560 nucleotides. It is a transcript of the gene RNF229, whose product is annotated as RING finger protein 222. Gene Ontology annotation, cellular component: endoplasmic reticulum membrane. The coding region runs from base 304 to 1269 and encodes 321 amino acids. Gene Ontology annotation, molecular function: ubiquitin protein ligase activity. The transcript has a single exon. Lineage: Eukaryota; Metazoa; Chordata; Aves; Galliformes; Phasianidae. Gene Ontology annotation, biological process: protein autoubiquitination; protein K29-linked ubiquitination; proteasome-mediated ubiquitin-dependent protein catabolic process. The record is from RefSeq and is a predicted model, not a curated record.